UAGCCAGUUGACGUUGACGCGAGUACAUGCUGUUGGUAGGUGUGGGUGGCGCUGUUGGGCGGCGCUUGUUGUAGAAAAAGAGCUAUAUCGCUGACUUUUCGUGUGAUAAGCCCUCGUGUGAUAACAAAAGAAUGUGUUGAACGACGCUUGGAAAAAGGUGCCGGUUUCUUCGAAAUUAUGUAUACCGUGACUAGAAAUUAUGUAUGAAGAUAACAUGAAGUCAACAAUGCAUCUUUCGAGUUCAUGUCGCAGGCUGUUUACUUAGCGCACGUCGAAGCCCCCGGUUUCGGGGUCUUCGGUCACCGAGUGUCCCGGAAGAUAAGUCUGCUGGCGAGUGACGUCCAGUCUGGGAUUGGCGGGCUCUGGCAGCGGCUCAUUGAGAGUCCGAUGCGGGCACCGCAGCCCGGGGUCUCGGAACACCUGCUAUCUGGCCACGGAGGCCGUCACACGCUCGCUAGCACGAGCUGCCGGCAAGGGAGGACCUGUUUGCUGCACGUGUUGUGGAGGAACAGUUGUCCCGCAUGGCGACGAUCGGCUCUGCCACACUGACGGCACCACUGAUCUGUAGCCACGAAGUGGCGACACCCGCGUCAGUGGCACUGCCGGUUUACGAUGACGAAGUGGGUCUUGGCGGGCUGCUGGACCGAGAACCCGACGACCGUCCGGAGAGGGAACUCUGCCCAGGUGAUUCCGCUCGCCUCUCGCACCUCGACCGACUGGCGAUCGGCCGGCUGCAGGAGGUGCCAGCGUCCCGCCUCGCGCCGACCUCCGCAUCCGGGACGUCGUCCACUGGCCGGUCGCGACCCGCAUACUGUACGGAGCCGGCCGAACGCGAGUGCCGGGAUCUCGGUUCGGACCUGCACUCGGAGGGUCCGGCCCUGCCGCACGGAAGCGUGGGAGGCGUCGGCAAGUCGGAGUGGUACCCCUACGCCUGCUACUACUGCGAGUGCAGGUUCAAAUUCGUGAGCGCUCGUAGCAUGCACAUUGUGGACGUGCACACGGACUUGAUCAUCUCUUCCGGGCCGAACGAGGCAAAGCCCGAGAAUCGGCCAGGUGACGCGUUCGGUGGUGAAGACUCCGACCGCAGCCCCGGCAUCAACUUCGACACUCCGAAGGAAAUACUGGCACACCAAAAAGCGAGUCACCCCUGGCCCGAGCCCCCGGCGGAAGAGUUGUCACCGUCUCGUGCUGGGGGCCACGGGGCGUCGCAGUCGGAGUGGGAGCCGCAGUUCCCACAGGUGCCGGCGUCCGGCGUGGAACAGGGGUCUGGGUCCACCUUCUGCCUGCCACGGGUGCAAAUGGAUACUCCCUCAUCUCCGAAGCGAGAGAUCGAGGCCAUAUAUGUCAACGAAGAAAGUCCGUUUCUGCAGGAGUGCGAGUUGCCCGACGGCCCCGGUAGUGCCCGGGAUCCCCUAAGCUUCGAGGACGAGAUGGAAGCAAAAGGAAGCAAUCUCGGCACAUCGACAAGGCGCGAUGGUGAACGCUCGUCUCCACCGGCCGUGGAGACCUGCUUAUUCUUUGGUGCCGCAGCCUGGCAGUGCUCAGAAGUCGAGGAGAAAAGGGUUGCUGGCAGGAGUGGAAGUGAUUGAGUAACUGAAGAAUGGUUGAGAGAACUGUUACCCGAUCUGUAAUGUCAAAGCAUCACACAUACAUGUUACGAUCUAUUGUGAUCUACAAGUCGUGAAUGAUAUGCAUCUUCCGAAAUUGUAAAAGUAAUUGUACAGUAGAAUUGGUGCUGUUGUAAUACAGAAUAAUUAUUACAAACCUGAUUACGUCAUUUCAGUAGCUUAAGUAGGCCAGAGCUCUCUUUCAGGACCCGCCUCAAUUGCAAAAGGAGCUGUCACAAGGCACGGUUUAGUGAUGCUACGUAAGAAGUCCACUAAAGCAAUUAACUUCAAGAAAGUUGGCCUAAAAGUAUUUUGAAGGUGAAGUUGACACACAUGCAACUGGGUGGAAAAUCAUAAAUGCAGUGCAACCCAA
Schistocerca americana (American grasshopper) is the source of this 1980-nucleotide messenger RNA. RefSeq lists its product as uncharacterized. The coding region runs from base 522 to 1589 and encodes 355 amino acids. The transcript has 9 exons. The record is from RefSeq and is a predicted model, not a curated record. NCBI's taxonomy places the organism in Eukaryota, Metazoa, Arthropoda, Insecta, Orthoptera, Acrididae.